AUGGAGGCCAAUACAUCCUCGAGCUCUCGAUCCCGCCGCUCCUAUCCAUCUCUGCACCCAGUCUCGCUCGCUCCUCUGACCCCGCGAUUCCCCAUCGACGAUGACCCAGAACCAGUAGACUACUUCAGCCCGCGCGGCGAUGGCGAAGUAUCCGGAAACGGCACCAGAACCCCACCGAGAAUGUCAUAUUUCUCCAGCGUCUCGGUGCCCAGCACGCCGCCGAUUCUCUCGCACUCGCGCAGCGCGUCCCGCACUCGACACUCGCGGAGCAAGAGCUCCAGCCGGGCCGGACCCCUGAGUGACACCAAUCUGCACAGCCGGGACCUUUCGCACCCGCUACACCAUCAUCACCACCAACAAGCUAGCCAUAAGAAACAAUCUAGCGCGACGCAUAUUCGGCGCCGCUUUGCGGAACCUGGAAACACCCAUGCUUCCUCCAAGUCCGACACUGAAUGGAUGCUCCGCGCUGGAAUUGCCCUGGCAUCGUCGACGCGCGAGGAAAAGGGCCAGAGCUGGCUAUCCAAGCGCGAGAGCUCGACGAGCUUGGUCUCCUUCAACGAAACUCCUCCGGCAUCCCAUCCCAACCGCCACCAUCACCGCACCAAAUCCGGUGCUUCGUCGCGCAAGUCUCACUCGGGUGCGUCCACCCCCGGCGCUGUAUCCCGCCGGAGCUCACGCCCCCGCGGCACAAGCAGGCGUGGUAGUCGAGCCGGGCUGACUAUGACGACCAUCCCGCCCGCAUCGGCCAUUUCCGCCUCAGAGGAAGAAGCUGGGAAGGAUCCCAGUCCUGGGGCUGGGACUACGAGUCCCGAAGUCCGCGGCCGGAGUACCGCAUUCGUACCAGACUUCGUCGACGAACAGAUCCGCGCGGAGAUGGCCUCGCUGCAGCAGCGGGAGCGGGGAUUCUCCGACGACCAGUCGGAGUACUGGGACAGGGAUGGGGAUGGGGAAGAAGACGGCGGUUCAGACUCAGAAUAUGACUCGUUCUCCGACGACAGCCGCGACGACUUCGACGAGGCCGAUCUGCAGCGCUUGACGCGCGAGCGCGGGUUCGGGCUGGGGAGUUGGAUCGACCGGCUGGUCGAGUGGACACUAUUUGGAGUCGAGGAGUUACCGGCUCCCGCUACUUCUACCGCUGCUGCGUCUGCUAUUACAGCCGCAGGCGGCCCUGCUCAGAUCGGUACGGCGGCUACUACCACGACGGUUACAUUCGAGGAACCCGUUCUCCGCCCCGAGUGGGACUCCCAGCCCCAUGAGACCCUGUCUUUGGUGUCUGCGGAGGAUGACCAUCCCGAUGACCAUUCGCACACGGAUGCUGAGUCGGCUGGCUCGGUGGAGAAACCGGGUGUGCAGGGCGGCUGGGAGGAUGCUGGGUGGUUGUUCCGGGUGAUGAAGCGCACGCUGAUUUGA
Messenger RNA from Penicillium alfredii, 1410 nucleotides. Its product is annotated as DUF3984 domain-containing protein. The record is from RefSeq and is a predicted model, not a curated record. NCBI's taxonomy places the organism in Eukaryota, Fungi, Ascomycota, Eurotiomycetes, Eurotiales, Aspergillaceae. The transcript is spliced from 2 exons. The coding region runs from base 1 to 1410 and encodes 469 amino acids.